AUGAAAUUGGAUUGUGGCCGACUUCAGGAACAUUUUUCCAUUCAACACAUUGGAAUGACCAAUUUAAAAGAAUUGGAGAUGUAUGCUCCUCGCAAUCUGAGAAAUGAGGAUGUAUCCACAUUCAAUGUUAAAAAAUGUUUGAUUUCUACUGAUAAAAUCAGCCUUCGUGAUUGGAAUCGUUUUUUCAAACUGUGGAUCAAAGGAUUUAAUCUAAGAUUGGAGCAUUUGAUCAUUGAGAGGAACGCCAUACCAGAGUGGAAUAUCUUGCUGAAUGGAUUGAAAGCAGAAGAAACAGAAGGAGAAGGAUCAACGAAGUUCAUAGUUCGAAAUUCUCGUGGAAUCUGCGCUAAAAUUGGAUGUAAAUUGCUCUAUAGAGAUGUGUUUCAGAUGGAGUUUACUGUUUCAAAAUAA
This is a messenger RNA of Caenorhabditis briggsae, 411 nucleotides long. The record is from RefSeq and is a predicted model, not a curated record. NCBI's taxonomy places the organism in Eukaryota, Metazoa, Nematoda, Chromadorea, Rhabditida, Rhabditidae. The transcript has a single exon. Bases 1 to 411 code for a protein of 136 amino acids.